Astrephomene gubernaculifera is the source of this 2999-nucleotide messenger RNA. The record is from the annotation of a GenBank genome assembly. Lineage: Eukaryota; Viridiplantae; Chlorophyta; Chlorophyceae; Chlamydomonadales; Astrephomenaceae.
AUCACACACAAACGGAAACGUUCUGAAUCGUGGUUAGUUUGUUAACAAGCCUCGUGCACGGCCUUUUCUUAGUGCACGCGUUCAUCCGAAGAGCGUUAGUCCGUUGUAUAUCUGAGCUUCUGUAAGACUUACGACUAAGCCUUGAUAGGUGGCAUAAAUAUGGCACGGAGGCACAGGGCGCAAGUCCCGGACUGGCGCAGCAGUGAUGCUAACUCUCUGCCUGUGCUAUCUAGAGACGGGCUGCGUCGCUUAUCUAUAGAGAUAAACCAGCUGCUGGAUGCCUAUUUUCAGGCAGCUUCCCAGCAGGGUGGCGAUGCUCGGGGACUAGCACAGGAUCCAUUAGACCUGCAGAAAUCCAUUUGUAAGACGCUUUUGAACCUUCAGGCGUGCCUGGACGUUCCAGCCGUUGCGGAGACCGUCGUUGCAGAGGUGGUGGCUAAUAACGGCAUCCAUGUAGCUCUGCUGCGCCUGAUCGCAGUUGGAGUUCGCUUGACGCCCAACGGCGGGUUGCCCGGAUCCAGCACUGCUAACUAUCAGCGCGCAUGCUCAGAAACCUCGGUUGCCGCGAUGGAUUUUAUUAACCAAAUCAUAUACCGCAAGCCAGCUGCUGCCGUGGAUAUUGCACGCAAGCUGCUGCGAAUGCAAACCCUUCAAGCUUGCAGUCGUCAGCUGGCCGCUGCGUCACAAUCCUUGCUUGCCAGCUCCGGAGGCCAACCGCAGCACCCGGAGGAGGACCACGGCGGAUCUGUAAUGCACGCAAGAGACUUCGCCAACCACGUCGCUUGGCUGGCCUCGACGGUACUAUACGGCCUGGACCCCAGCUUUUACUUGGAAUCCGUCGAGCUCUGCGAGGAAAUCACAUUCGCACUUCAGGACAGCUGUGUGUUGGACCACUGGGCCCGGUUAUUGCUGGCUAUGGCGGCGACGGCUCCGGAGCAGGAGGAUCGUGCGCAACAUCGAAGUCGGUGCAGGCUGUCGACAAGCUUCUUAACUACGUGCUGCACCAUUAUCUCAGUAGCGGCGAGCGCAGCGGAAGAGGAGGAGGAGAAUGAAGAAGAAGAAGAGGCAGAGAACGCCCCGAGUGUCCACGAUGGCUGCUGGGUGAGACAACUUCGCUCGGCAGUGUUGUCAAGCUGCUGCGUCCAGCACGCCAUUGUCGUACACGGCUUGGUCGCGCUCUGCAAAAUGGACGGCGGGCCUACGUACGGCUUGGCCCCGGACCUGCUGCGUCAUAUCCCCGUGGGCGGCGCAGGACCCAGCGAUAGCGGCUGCGGUCUGUGCGACCCAGCCGCGUGCUUCGACGCGCUAAUAUGCGCUUUUCGGUAUGAUGUGCCGAUGUUCUCUUGGAGUGAGCAGGCUGUCCUAGGACUGCUCCUACGGAUCGCACGCUUGGCUGCGCCAUUUAUCCUGGAGACGUCUGGCGGUUGGGGCAAUGGUGGCGACGGCAACACCAGUAGCAGCAGCAGCAGCAGCGGGGGCGGCACGUGUGGGGCUAGUAUGAACAGACGCGGCUGCGCAGGCGAUGCUGGUGGCAGCGGUGGCCGCCGUAACAGAGGCCAGGAAGCAGAAGGAGGCGGCAUCAUGUCGCGGCACAGGAUGCUGACGAUUUCCUUGCAGGGGUUAUUGCGCGCUUGGGGGCUGAUUGCGUGGGAGCAGCCGGACAAUGCGGAGGCAACGGAGUGGUGGCGGCUGGCGGUUGGCUUCUUGCCGGUUGUGGAGCGCGAGGGCAGCCCGGAAGACCAGCGACUCAUCGCAACAGUGCUCAUGCGCGUGCUUGCUACUGACGCCCCGCCUGGAGAGAAGAGCUGCCUUCCGCCUACGCCACCGCUACAAGUGGCCCUGGCCCUGGCGGCUGGCCUGCUGCCCUGCCUGGAAGGGCUUUUGCGUCACGCUGACGCCGACGAGACGGAGAACACGGCGGCGGCUAUGGUGAGGACGCUGGGGAAGCUGCUCCGCAAGACCCACCCAUGGGUCAUGUCAUUGGUGCUUGGCAGGAGGGACUGCAGGCUGUGCUGCCACGUGUUCGACGUUAUCGUGAUGGCACUGGAUGUGGCAUACGAGGUGCUGGGUGCGGGGCCGCACGAGAGCGCAGCAGGUGGCACCGAGUCGGCACCAGAACGGCAGCUGAAGCUGGUGUUGUCGUGCGCGCUGUGGGACUGGCUGCCUGUGAUGUCCCGCAUCGCAAAGUGGGCCUCGCUGAGCGUGGUAGACAAUGCCGGCCGCCGUGGUACACAUGCGUUGUGGAGGACGCACGCGGUGUUGCUGCAGCUCGUACCGCCGCUUGCCUUCCGCUGCAUGCUGGAUGCAGCCAGCACGGCUGGACACGGCGUUGGCAGGGCAGCCACCAGCACUGCCCUUCCGCCAGCCGCCAGCAGCGGCGGCGGGGGGGCCGUAGAGGCUGGCACAGGCAUUGCCCCACCUGCGCCACCCGUCAGCAGUGCCAGGCAGGCCGGGAACAGCGCCGUUGCCGCUUCUUCUGCUGCCAUUCCCAACGAGGGCAGCAGCCCCAAGGGGACCAUGGGGGACAGUGGAGGCGCUGACGUGGCUGCAGCAGCAGCGACUGCUGAAGACGGUGCUACCGUCACUGGUGCCGCCGCCUCGGCUGCUCACAGGGGCAACAAGGACGCAGCCAUCACCGCCCCUGCCGCUCCUGACGGCGGCUGGCGGCGGGUGUUGCUGGGGGACAUGGAGGCCUUCCACGUGCUGGGUUGCGCGUUGGAAGCGACGGGGCUGCUGCAGGACAGCUCGGAGAAGGAUUGGCUCGUCCAGCACCUGCCGCUGGGUUGCGGCGCGGUUGCUGCUGCGUGUCCGCAGGAGCUAAGGCAGGCCACAACGGAUGCGGCCAAAGUCGGGCCCUGGCGCAUAGAGAUGCUGUCCGCCAUGCAUCGUACCUUGCAGGAGCAGGAGGAGUACUGCCCAGCGGCGGAUAGCGCGCACUUCCUGACGACGCUUCCGAAUUACUGGGAUGCAUCUGAUUGCGAUCUGGGUGACUUCUGCUU